GCUGCUGGCAGAAUACUAGUGCAGUCGGACAUGUAACAACUCUACCGGCGUUUUAGAAAAACUGUAACCUAACUAUAUCAAUUGACAUUGAAACAAUGUACAGUAUCUAGUACAAGAGGACAACAGCCACAGAAUAUCCUGGCAACCUUCACUCCAUUCUAGUAGGUAGAAUAAAGAAGCGUUCUGGCAGCGGUCAAAAAUGUUAGAAGGUUAGCUAGCUUUCUCAAGUGGACUAAAAGUAGAAGUUUGAUCAAUAACACCAUGACAACCGGAAUGGAGAACUGCGCCAAACCACUGUUUACGUUUGGAAUAAUCGCCGACAUUCAAUACGCCGACAUAGAUGAUGGCUUCAAUUUCAAACGCUCAAGGAAACGAUACUACAGGAACAGUCUUCGCCUAUUGCACAAUGCACAGAAAAGGUGGACCGCGGAUACUGUCAAACCCCGGUUCAUCCUUCAGCUCGGUGACAUUAUCGAUGGCUUCAACAAGAGGCACGACGCAUCAGAGCGAGCCCUGGAAACGGUGAUGAAAGAGUUUGACUCUUCUCCGGUUGAAGUCCAUCACGUGUGGGGAAACCAUGAGUUUUAUAACUUUAGCAGAGACACCCUGAUGCGGUCGGUUCUCAAUAGCACUACAGAUUCAGAAGCAGGAAGGGGGCAUCUCAGCAGCUGUGAAAUCUAUGCUUAUCAUUUCAGUCCAGCCCCCAAAUACCGAUUUGUCGUUUUGGAUGCCUAUGAUGUGAGCCUACUAGGGAGAGAGGAGUCCAGUCUGAAAUACCAGCAGGCUAUUGCUAUUUUAAAAGCCCACAAUGACAAUGAAGAUCUGAACCAUCCCCCAGCACCUGUGGGGAUGGAGCAAAGGUUUGUGAAGUUCAAUGGAGGAUUCAGUCAAGAUCAGCUGGACUGGCUGGAAGGAGUUUUGUCGUUGGCAGACAACAAACUGGAGAGAGUCACCAUUGUCAGCCAUCUCCCUAUCCACCCCAGCUCUACAGAACCUAUCUGCCUAGCCUGGAACUAUGAUGCGCUGCUCUCCAUACUCCAGGCCCAUAAGAGUGUAGUCUGCUUCAUGGCAGGACACGACCAUGAUGGAGGCUAUCACAGAGAUGACUCCGGAGUGCACUACCUCACACUGGAGGGGGUGAUAGAGACCCCCCCGGACUGUGAUGCCUUUGGUACAGUCUCUGUGUAUGAGGACAGAAUGUUUUUAAAGGGAUAUGGAAGGAUGUCUGAUAGAAUACUGAUGUAUCCAUGAUAAUGCCAAAGAUUCUACGGCUGUACGGAAUCUGGGGAGGGACAAUUCCUUGGGUCCUCAUAUACAGAGUAUACAAAAACAUUAAGGACACCUGCUCUUUCCAUGACAUAGACUGACCAGGUGAAUCCAGGUAAAAGCUAUGAUCCCUUAUUGAUGUCACUUGUUAAAUUCACUUCAGUCAGUGUAGAUUAAGGGGAAGAGACCGGUUCAAUAAGGAUUUUUAAGCCGUAAGACAAUUGAGACAUGGAUUGUGUAUGUGUGCCAUUCAGAGGGUGAAUGGGGAAGAGAAAAUAUGUAAGUGCCUUUGAACGGGGUAUGGAAGUAGGUGCCAGGUGCACUGGUUUGUGUCAAGAACUGCAACGCUGCUGGGUUUUUCACGCUCAACUGUUUCCCUUGUGUAUCAAGAAUGGUCCACUAUCAAAAAGACAUUCAACCAACUUGAAACAACUGUGUUCCUAAUGUUUGGUACACUCAGUGUGUGUGUAUAUACACAUUUCAUUUUCUAAUGGGCCAGUGAUUAAAAUAGAACUUUAUACCAAUAUUGAUUUAAGUGGAAGACAAUUCCAUCUGGCCUGAGAUUGGGUGCCAAAAGAGUGGGAGAAUGUCUCUUCAUAACACAUAAACACACUUUCUCUCAUAAUAUGUUACCUCAAUAAGUUGAUAUUGUAGCUCUAAAUUAUGUUAUUGUGGUGAUAGACCUAUUGAUAAUUACCUAUGAAAAAUGAAUGCUAUGACAAGAGUAAAUGGAUUAAUCUGUGUAUUGCGCUGUAAGGGGUUCAUUAUUUUACCUUCAAUAAAUUUAAUUUGAUUUCUAAAUGUU
Molecule: messenger RNA, 2071 nt
Organism: Oncorhynchus keta (chum salmon)
Lineage: Eukaryota; Metazoa; Chordata; Actinopteri; Salmoniformes; Salmonidae
Gene: adprm
Product: ADP-ribose/CDP-alcohol diphosphatase, manganese-dependent
Exons: 3
Coding region: 262-1251 (329 amino acids)
Molecular function (GO): manganese ion binding; ADP-ribose diphosphatase activity; CDP-glycerol diphosphatase activity
Source: RefSeq, a predicted model, not a curated record